AUGAGCUGUGAUGAAGCCGUUUUUAUAAUGAUUUCGGUAGAACGCUCCUGCGGUGCAAACAAAAUUUAUUAUGAGGAUUGUAUCUGGGAUAUGUACACCGACUUAAAAUAUGGCUGUAUAAGAUCGUCGGAUUGCAGAUGCAUCGAAAACUUUUUUGAAAAGGAUGGCAAAUGCUUUCCGAAUCCAACAACUCCUUCUGCUCCUCUUAGCAGUCGCGAUUUCAAUAUGUUCGUAAGAUCCAAUUGUACGUAA
Molecule: messenger RNA, 252 nt
Organism: Dracunculus medinensis (Guinea worm)
Lineage: Eukaryota; Metazoa; Nematoda; Chromadorea; Rhabditida; Dracunculidae
Source: the annotation of a GenBank genome assembly